ACAGGGUCAACAAGUCGUCACCCCAGCACCUUGGCGGGCGCCCCCGUGCCCAGGGAUCGAGGACCCUUCAUCUGCCGAACACUCCAAGUGGAGCAGGUCGGUGCGUUUCGGGGAACAGGGGCCGAGAGGCGAGGACCAUGCACCUGUCCAGGGGUGCAGGAAAUCGUGCACCAGUCCAGGGGCGCAGGAGACCGUCCACAGUUCCAGGGGCGCAGGAGAUCGUGCACAGGUCCAGGAGUGCAGGAUCCAGGAGCAGGUGCCGAGCUCCGCUCCCCGAGCCCGGCCGGGACACGCUCGUCGGGACGCAUGAGCGCUGUUGUGCGUAGGGUCCCCUCACUCACGAGGACGCGGGGUGCGAUCCAGCGCCGGAGUUGAGCGUUCGGCCUCGUGGUGGGGGUUCGCCCGCGGAGGGUCAGGCGGUGUCGGGGGCUGCACCGCGGGGUCCUUGGCCCCUCCUGGACCGCGUCUCCCGCCGGCAAGGGGACUGCGGUGUCCGCGACCCUGGGGCCCCAAGGCUGUCGCCGCGUCCCCUGGCCACGCGGAGGAGCGGGUGCGCUCCGCGCCGGGGGUUCACCCUCCGCCGGCUCCUGGAAGGCUCCCGGCGCCAGGCGGGGCGGGGCGGUCUGCGCCUGCGCGCUGCGCGCCCGCGCGUUCCCAUGGCGACGGCGCCGCGCGGCCGGGCGGACGCGGUCCCGGUGCGGCGGCGGGUCCCGGGCCGUGUCUUUGUUGCUCCGGCGCGGCGUCGCCCUGUGGCCUGGCGCCGAGGUCGGGAGCGCGGCAGGAGCACGGCGGCUCACUGGCCCGGAAGGGAAGACCCCGCCGCAGUGCCGGGCAGCUGGUUCGGAUGCGUGCAGAAGCCUGACAUGAGCUCCUGGAACCUGGCGGAGAGGAGCCGCGCGCGGUAUCGCAGGCAUUUUUUGGUGGACAACAGUGCAUUUCACGUUGAAAGAUGCAUGAGUGUGAUGCAGUCCGGGACACAGAUGAUCAAACUGAAGCGCGGGGCCAAGGGGCUGGUCCGGCUCUUUUACCUGGAUGAGCACCGGACCCGCCUCCGAUGGAGACCCUCCAGGAAGAGUGAGAAGGCAAAAAUCCUUAUUGACUCCAUUUACAAAGUCACUGAGGGCCGGCAGUCUGAAAUAUUCCACAGGCAAGCCGAAGGGAACUUUGACCCCAGCUGCUGCUUCACCAUCUACCAUGGCAACCACAUGGAGUCCCUGGACCUCAUCACCUCCAACCCCGAGGAGGCACGCACCUGGAUCACAGGGCUCAAAUACCUGAUGGCCGGCAUCAGCGAUGAAGACUCCCUUGCCAAGAGGCAGAGGACCCACGACCAGUGGCUGAAGCAGACCUUCGAGGAAGCUGAUAAGAAUGGUGAUGGCUUGUUGAAUAUUGAGGAGAUACACCAGUUGAUGCAUAAGCUCAACGUCAACUUGCCCCGAAGAAAAGUCAGACAGAUGUUUCAGGAAGCUGAUACAGAUGAGAAUCAGGGGACCCUGACAUUUGAAGAGUUCUGUGUUUUUUACAAAAUGAUGUCGUUGAGACGGGACCUUUACCUGCUGCUCUUGAGCUACAGUGACAAGAAGGAUCACCUGACAGUGGAAGAGCUGGCUCAGUUCCUCAAGGUGGAGCAGAAGAUGAAUAAUGUGACAACAGACUAUUGUCUUGACAUCAUAAGGAAAUUUGAAGUUUCAGAAGAAAAUAAGGCGAAAAAUGUUCUUGGCAUAGAAGGCUUCACCAGCUUCAUGCGCAGCCCGGCCUGUGAUGUGUUCAACCCGCUGCACCACGAGGUCUUCCAGGACAUGGAGCAGCCACUGUGCAACUACUACAUCGCCUCCUCCCAUAACACCUACCUGACCGGGGACCAGCUGCUGUCGCAGUCCCGGGCGGACAUGUAUGCACGCGUGCUGCAGGAGGGCUGCCGCUGCGUGGAAGUUGACUGUUGGGAUGGCCCAGAUGGAGAGCCAGUCGUACAUCACGGUUACACCCUGACCUCCAAGAUCCUCUUCAGAGACGUCGUGGAGACCAUCAACAAGCAUGCCUUCGUGAAGAAUGAUGCUGUGGGCUGUGUUGCUCUUCCCUGUGUUGCCCUCAGGUUCCCAGUCAUCCUGUCCAUUGAGAACCACUGCAGCGUCCAGCAGCAGAGGAAGAUUGCCCAGUACCUGAAAGCCAUAUUCCGGGACAAGCUGGACCUAUCGUCUGUGGACACAGGGGACAGCAAGCAGCUUCCGAGCCCUCAGAGCCUGAGAGGAAAGAUCCUGGUGAAGGGCAAGAAGUUGCCUUAUCACCUUGGAGAUGAUGCAGAGGAAGGGGACGUUUCUGACGAGGACAGUGCAGAUGAAAUUGAAGACGAGUGCAAGUUCAGGCUUCACUGUAAUAACGGAACUACUGAGCAUCAGGUGGAAUCGUUCAUCAGGAAAAAACUGGAGUCGCUGUUAAAAGAAUCUCAAAUUCGAGACAAAGAAGAUCCUGACAGUUUCACGGUGCGGGCUCUGCUGAAGGCCACGCAUGAAGGCCUGAACGCACACCUGACACAGGCUCUCAAGGAUUCAUCCUGUGGGGUGGGCGCUGCCCCCAGACCUGGAACCCGCCCUGGGGAGCCGUGGUGGGUGCUGUGUCCAGGCGGGUGCCCAGGCCUCUCCACGCCAGUGUCCUCUUUCAACCAACUCAGCUGCCUUGAGGGGGCGGGUGGAGCAGGAGGAGGUGAGGGGGACCGCCUGCUUUCCACCGAGAGGCAGAGGGAGGGUCCCGCCAUUCCACCAGAUCUAAGGGAGACUCAAGAGCAGAGGAUAAAAACACUCACAUUUACUUUGUUUACGCAGCACCCAGAUGUGAAGGAAAGUGGGAAGAAAUCGCACGGACGAUCCCUCAUGACCAACUUUGGGAAAUACAAGCAGAAAACCACAAAAUCACGGUCUAAAUCUUACGGUACUGAUGACGAGGAGGACGCACAGCAGCCUCCUAGCAAGGAGCCCAGCCCGCUUUCCAGGCUUGGUCGCCGGAGGAAAACCAUGAAGCUGUGCCGAGAGCUCUCAGAUCUGGUUGUGUACACAAACUCUGUGGCAGCCCAGGACAUCAUGGACGAUGGAAGCACAGGAAAUGUGCUGUCAUUCAGUGAAACAAGAGCACAUCAGGUUGUUCAGCAGAAGGCAGAGCAGUUCAUGGUUUACAACCAGAAGCAGCUCACAAGGGUUUACCCCUCCGCCUACCGCAUUGAUUCCAGCAACUUCAACCCUCUGCCCUACUGGAGCACGGGCUGCCAGCUGGUGGCCCUGAACUACCAGUCUGAAGGGCGGAUGAUGCAGCUAAAUCGAGCCAAAUUCAAAACCAACGGCAACUGUGGCUACGUCCUCAAACCCCAGCAGAUGUGCAAAGGUACUUUCAACCCUUUCUCUGGUGAUCCGCUUCCCGCCAACCCCAAGAAGCAGCUCGUCCUGAAGGUGAUCAGUGGGCAGCAGCUCCCCAAACCCCCAGACUCCAUGUUUGGGGACCGAGGCGAGUAUUCAUUCAGUGAACAUUCCCCAGUCCAUCCAUUCUGCUCUUGGGAGACAUUUGCGUUGUUUCCUGUGUGUGAUGAUUGUGAACACGGCUGCUCUGAGCUUGGACAGACGCUGCCAUUUCUGUGGAUCAUCGAUCCGUUUGUUGAAGUUGAAAUUAUUGGAUUGCCAGUGGAUUGUUGCAAAGAUCAAACCCGUGUAGUGGAUGACAAUGGAUUUAACCCAAUGUGGGAAGAAACCUUGACGUUUACAGUCCACAUGCCAGAAAUAGCUUUGGUCCGGUUCCUCGUGUGGGAUCAUGACCCUAUAGGACGAGACUUCGUUGGGCAAAGAACUGUGACCUUCAGCAGCUUAGUGCCUGGCUACCGGCACGUCUACCUUGAAGGACUGACAGAAGCAUCCAUAUUUGUGCACAUCACCAUCAAUGACAUCUGCGGAAAGUGGAGCCCUUUAAUCCUCAACCCCAGUUAUACCAUCUUGCACUUUCUAGGAGCCACCAAGAGCAGGCAGCUGCAAGGCCUGAAGGGCCUGUUCCACAAGAACACCCGGCUCGCUGCCUCUGAUAGCAACCCCCAUAGCAUGCGGAAGCGGUCACUCGGGGACAGGAUUCUGCGACGCACAGCCAGCGCUCCAGCCAAAGGCAGGAAAAAGAGCAAAACAGGCUUCCAGGAGAUGGUGGAGAUAAAGGAUUCCGUAUGUGAACCUGCAAGGGAGCCUGACGGGGUCCUGAGGAGGACGGCGCGGAGUCUGCAGGCGCGCCCUGUGUCCAUGCCUGUCGGCAGGACCCUGCUGGGGGCCUGGCCACCCGCGCCCGCAGUGGCCGAGGCUGCUGAAGGGAAGGAGAGCCCUCCGGCAGGGAAGGACGGCGCAAGAGACGGGGCAGCAGGUAUGAAAGACCCACGGCUUCCAAAUUUCAGCAAAAAGCUGUCCUCUUCCUCCAGCGCUCUCCUCCCCAAGGACGUCGGCCUACGGGGCUCCCCUGUUUCCACUGCCAACAUGUUGGUCCCAGGAGGGCAGUGGGCAGCGCCAGGCCCCGCGGGUGGGAGGGCCAGAUCGCACGUGGCAGGGGACUGCCAGGAACACCAGAGCCCCAGCAAGUCGCUGUCCCCGAGGCAGCACUGGGCUCCGGAUCCUGCACCUGAGCCGACACGAGAUCCGUGCGCUGUGAGAUUUAAGGAGCACGUGGAUGCCCGGAUUCCUGCGGAAGGGAGAAGCCUCCUUUCUCAGAGCAGUCUGGAGAUUAAGGCCCUGGGCGGCACCUGGGACCCGGGCAGAGCCGCAGCAUCCUUUUCUCUGUCUGACAUCUCGGCGCUCUGCGCGGACGCGCCUGACUUACACUCCACCGCGAUUCUGCAGGAGAGUGAGAUUUCCCGUCUCAUCGACGACGUCACUUUGACUAACGAGAACGAGCCGGGCAGUUCCAUCUCGGCCUUGAUUGGCCAGUUCGAGGAGACCAGCGACCAGGCCAGCCUCACAGUUGUUGCUCAUCUUCACAGCACCCGUGUGAGGCCAGGCCGUCCUCCCCUGCCCGCCGCGGACCUGGAAAUGCCCGUCAAGUGUGGCUUUCCCACGGGAAAACCCGAGUCACCCUUCCUGAGCUCGCCCCCUGCGCUGCUGCCAUCCUCGAGUCCUGAGACGUGCGAACGCUCAGCGCGCCCAGGUGUCUGUGAAACUACCUGCACUCUUGCUUGGAAAACCAAGCUGGAUGACGCCCCUCCUGGGAAGGCCAAGACCAGGGCCGUGGAAGGCAACCUGCCCCGGUCCUCGAGUACUUCUCACUGCUGGGGACCAAAAAGCCCCGCCCCUGGAGAGGCCCUGGAGACGGUGCAGGCGCGCAGCCUGGCCCCGGCCGCGGACUUGACGCUGGAAGGUGUAAUCGCUGAUCCCACUCUCUGUUUCAAUUCUGCAGAGAGCAGUCUCGUGGAACUGGAUGGAAACUCAGAAAACCUGUCUGUGACAGCCUGUGAGUCUAGGAGAGAGGGCACAAGUCACAUUGCUUCUCCUUUAAAACUGAAGUACAGUCAGGAUGCGGUGGGACAUUUUCAAAGAGGCUUGAGAAACGGCUACUGUAAGGAGACUUUGCGCCCUCCUGUCCCUGAAAUAUUCAGCAGCAUUCAGGAUGUCAGAAAUCAGGGUGUUUCUUGUCUAGCCCGUCAGGGUGCUGGUUCUGUGUAUGACCAUUUCUCAAAUUCAGAAGCAAAAACAAACCCGACUUGUGUGCCCCUGUCCAGUGCUCCGGACGUGCAUGCCCCUGCGCCCCCAUGGUCCACACGCGCUCCUCUGCCUGCUAUGAAGCUGCCCAGUCCUUGCAAGUCCAAAAGUCUGGGGGACCUAACGUCAGAAGACAUCGCCUGCAGUUUCGAAAGCACGUACCAGUGCAUCAGUAAGAGUUUUGUCGCGACGGGUGCCAGAGAGGAGGAGGGUGUGCGCGUGCCGACGGCGUCGUUGGGGCCGGUGGAUGCCCUGACCCAGCAGCUGCGCCGGCUCGUGUCCUUCGACCAGGAUGACGGCUGCCCGGCGUCAUGUUCACAGCAGGACACCGGUCAGGUCCCCAGGGUGCUGGUCAGAAAGCUGUCCUCCAGAAGUCAGAGCAGGGUGCGCAACAUUGCCAGUCGGGCCAGGGAACGGCAGGAGGCCGGCCGGCCCCGGGGCGCGGACCCCAGCGCUGCGGGCGGCGUGGUUCUGCGCACCAAGCGCGCGGCACCCGCACCCGCGGGGACCCGGCACUCCACGGGCUCCUAUGUGGCCCACCUGCAUCUGCCGGGCGCUCACCUGCCCGGCACCCACCUGCCUGGUGGCGAUGGCAGGGGCCCCCCCGAGGGCGCGUGCGCCUGCGCAGCCCUGCGCUCCCGCCGGACCCACCGCUUUGGUUCCGAUGAUUCUUUUGUGCACACUGAGCCCAGCAGUGAUGAUAAACCAGAGAUUUAUUUUCUUUUGAGACUGUGAGUUACAUAAAGCCGCAUUGUCAAUGUUUACAAUGUAUUCUAUAGAGUUGUCACUUGUCAGUUUUUAGUAAAUAUGGCCCUUGGCUUUGAAACGGUUUUAAACUUGGUUUUGGUCUCCCUCUGACUCCACGUGUUGUUCCUGCCCCUGUGUUUGGGUACAGUGUCGGUGACAUUUCCGUGUGCUGGGACCUCGCCCCCAGGUGUCAGCUCCACCAGCCUGGACCUUGUGCAUGCGCAGAGUGAGGCUUAGACAGCCUGGUGGUGUGUGUUCCCCAAGACGCUCUUCUCUCUGUGCCCUCAGGCCGCAGUCACCAUGUCAUCGUUUUACCCUCUAACUGUUGAGUUAAGAGACUUUGCAAAGGACAAACGGAUGAAUUCUUUACUUUACAGCCAUUUUCAUCUUUCCUAGUUUUCCCUCUUUGUGAGAAGCCCAGAUGCAAUUUUUAUAACUCAGUUACAACACGAUUGAAGUAGUUACCUUACCUUUUAAGAUUUCUAUCUCCCCCUGAGAGAUUGGUAGCUGCCCCCGCCCCACACACACACCCACAUUUUAGAGUAGGCUGUGAGGAUUUGAGGAAGAAAGGAAACUCUCUAUAUAAGGACAAAAUUGUUUGUUUUCCGUAAGUUUUGUUACAUAUUUUUGCUAAUGUCUUUGUAUGUCACAAGAACACAGUUGCCAAGCUAUUUGUUGUCCUUUUGAAUUUUCUGAUUAUAUUAUAGACUGCAAACAAUGGGUUUCAGAAUGAGCGACUUCCUUCAGAAGCUAACAAUGAUGGUAGCACAAAUUGAAAACUUCCCCAAAGCUUUCAAGAAAAAAAAGUCUCAUAAUAAAAGCCAAGUGAAUAGAUAAUUAGGAAAAAAGCUUUUCCCUUCAGGGAGCCAAGUAAUGUAUUUUAGUAUCAACAUCCGUUAUUUUCACUGUGAAUCCAUUUUUUAUUGCAUGUUCAGUUGUCCCUCUUUGCUUUUUUGUAACCUUAACUGCAAUGAUGUUCUUCUUGGAAU
Molecule: messenger RNA, 7441 nt
Organism: Equus quagga
Lineage: Eukaryota; Metazoa; Chordata; Mammalia; Perissodactyla; Equidae
Gene: PLCH1
Product: phospholipase C eta 1
Exons: 25
Coding region: 657-6440 (1927 amino acids)
Biological process (GO): lipid metabolic process; phosphatidylinositol-mediated signaling
Molecular function (GO): calcium ion binding; phosphatidylinositol-4,5-bisphosphate phospholipase C activity
Source: RefSeq, a predicted model, not a curated record